Gastrolobium bilobum is the source of this 2007-nucleotide messenger RNA. Its product is annotated as CST complex subunit CTC1-like. Bases 1 to 2007 code for a protein of 668 amino acids. Gene Ontology annotation, cellular component: CST complex. Gene Ontology annotation, molecular function: single-stranded DNA binding; telomeric repeat DNA binding. Gene Ontology annotation, biological process: telomere maintenance via telomere lengthening; positive regulation of DNA replication. NCBI's taxonomy places the organism in Eukaryota, Viridiplantae, Streptophyta, Magnoliopsida, Fabales, Fabaceae. The transcript has 7 exons. The record is from RefSeq and is a predicted model, not a curated record.
AUGAGGAUGAGAUCAAACAAGUCAAGUACUUUUGUUGAAGCUAUACUUUUGCCUUACAUUUUAUUGCUUGCUGGGAAGAGUGGAAUUUCACAUCCAUGCAAUGUUUCAAGGGAUAAGACAAAGGAACUUUCAAAAUAUUGUAUCAGUGGUAAUAAUGAGGAGCAAGAACUUUCGAAAUAUUGUGUCAGCGGGAAUAAUGAGGAGCAGGUUUCCAAUAAGAGACAGAAACUUAUUAAGGAAUCAGUAAGUUCAUUGAAGGAUGAGUUUCGCACUUCCAUCUAUGAGCUGAAUGCUUGUUCUAACAGGGAGUCGAAAGAGAAGAAAAUAUGUGUCGGUUUGAAUUCUUCUCAUGAUUUAUCUUGUCUGGUUACUUUUAGGAGCCUUCAAAAUGAGAAUGUGAUUUGUCCAGCUGUCUUGCGCUCUACAUCAUCUACAAAAGAAAUGAGUUUUAAUUCUAAACCCACUGCAAGGAAAAUUUUCCUGGAGUUCUCAUCUGAUAGAUUCUUUAAGUAUCAGUCGUUGCAUAUUGGUGGUUAUUACAUCAUAGAACAUGAUAGAAAAGAUUGCUUCUGCACUACAAAAGAUGAUGGCUAUGGCAGCAGUGGUACUGCUAAAUUUCUCGUUGAUUCUGGAAAACAUAUCUGGAGCCUUUCAUUUAUUUCUGAUGAGGUUCUUUUCGAUUAUAAAUCAGAAUAUACAACUGCAAAAGAUUCUUUAUCUCCUACCAUUGACGGGGUUUUGCCUAAAAUUCAAAUUGAACAACUUCUGCUGAGGUCCAAUGAUGAUUAUUCAGGUGUCUGUUCAAAUGUUUGUCUUUAUCUGCCUAUCAGUCAUACAGGUUUCCUGGAUGAUAAGAUUAUAGAACCAGAAGAUAGUCAAAGUCUGCAACUUGCAAUAUCAGAAAAGAGUUCUAACAUUUCUUUGAGCACUGGGACUGCAGUGGCUACGGCUACUUUCUGUUCUGGGUCUCUGAGUUCAAACUGCUUGUUUCCUGAGGGCAAGUUGAUUUCUCUCGAGGGUAAUGUGGUUGAAAUUCAUGACAUUGGCUUUAACUUCUGCAACUCGCGCUCAAGUGGUGCAAGCCUUGACGCUCUUCAAUUGAAAGACCUUGUUGGAACUAGGAGGAGUUUCUGCAUUCAUGUUUUAGUGCAUCAUCAUAUUGUGAAUAUUUUUGGUUCUAUAAGUAAAUAUGCUUUUCCUACUGGUUUGGGACCCGGUGUAACUGCAACAUUUCAUCGAAUUCUUGAUGCAAGGGCCCAAAAUAAAUUUAUGCUGCUGCCUGUGUCAUUUAUUGUAAUAAAAUCGAUGAAAGUAUAUGAUAAACAAUGUAGUGACAGGUCCUCCAAUUUAAGACCUACUAAAGAUGCAUACAAUGCAUCUCAAGAUUAUUUCUCUUAUUUGAUUUCUCAAUUGCCUCAGUGCCAGAGUCAUACUCAAAUAGUGCUUCGAUGCAGGGUUGUUGCAGUCAUUAUUUUAGUUCUGGAGAGGAAGAACACAUAUUCAAAUUCAGAAACAAAAAAUAAUACUCUCGGGACUCUUCUGGACAUUCCACUUGCUGGUUUUUUGUUGGAUGAUGGGUCAUCAUCAUGUUGUUGCUGGGCUAAUGCUGAAAGGGCAGCAACUUUGUUGGGACUACAUGAAGAACUCACCACAUCUUAUCAUCUAGAGAGAAUUUUGAAGAAUUACAAGAGAAUUACAGUGAAAAACCAUGGAUUAUCAAUUUAUUCUCCUUACCAAGAUCUUGUUGUUUCUGUUACUCCCGACAAUGCACUUUGCAUUUCCGAUGAAAAUCUCCUCAAGUUCAUAAUCUUCAAUGCAUGUGUCGGCAGAAUAUGGAAUGUAGUUGCUAGUGUGAUGGAUGCAGAGGAAGUUAGACAGUUGGAGAAAGAAUACCUUACAGAAAUGGUGAAUAUGCAAUCCGUGCAGAAUAUAUGGGCCAAAGAAGUGUCCUGGCCUCGCACUUUGGCGGAGGCAAGGAAUAUGCUUCAGGAGCUUUUGAAAAGUUAG